This is a messenger RNA of Aegilops tauschii subsp. strangulata, 2741 nucleotides long. RefSeq names its product probable potassium transporter 17. The record is from RefSeq and is a predicted model, not a curated record. Gene Ontology annotation, cellular component: membrane. Gene Ontology annotation, molecular function: potassium ion transmembrane transporter activity. NCBI's taxonomy places the organism in Eukaryota, Viridiplantae, Streptophyta, Magnoliopsida, Poales, Poaceae. Gene Ontology annotation, biological process: potassium ion transmembrane transport.
CUCAGUCGCGGUCGCGGUCGCCGCGCGCCGGAGAGGACUCGCCUCGGUACUAUAAACCUUCUCUCGCUCGCCUUCUAAUACAGCUUCGGCCACCCCCGCUUUCUCGUCCCCCUCUGCCUGCACACGCCGGACAGGGGGCCCACAUGGAUCUCGAGGCGGCAGCUCCUCCCCGGCCCCGCGGCGGCUCCCCGGCGACCGCCCCACUACCGCCGGCCAACAGAGAGACCGACGUUGGCAAUGUUCGCAAGAAUAUAUUCCUUGCGUACAAGACUCUUGGCGUGGUUUUUGGUGGCCUCGUUACUUCUCCCCUCUAUGUUUAUCCCUCAAUGAACUUGUCAUCUCCUACAGAAGCUGACUACCUGGGAAUAUACAGCAUAAUGUUUUGGACUCUUACUUUAAUUGGUGUGGUCAAGUAUGUAGGCAUAGCUCUCAAUGCUGAUGACCAUGGUGAAGGUGGUACAUUUGCAAUGUAUUCUUUGUUGUGUAGGCAUGCCGAUAUAGGCAUCCUUCCUUCCAAGAGAGGGUAUUCAGAAGAAGAACCAUUUCUUCAUGAGCAGUCAGCAACAGCUAUAAGGCCUAGUAAGCUGGGCAAGUUCUUUGAGCGAAGCAUAACUGCAAGAAGGGUAUUGUUAUUCAUGGCAAUUCUUGGGAUGUGCAUGCUCAUUGGAGAUGGAAUCCUAACUCCUGCUAUUUCAGUGUUAUCAGCAAUUGAAGGACUAAGAGGACCAUUUCCUUCUGUUAGUAAACCUGUUGUGGAAGCUCUAUCUGCAGCAAUUCUUAUUGGUGUAUUCUUGCUGCAAAAGUAUGGGACUUCAAAAGUGAGCUUUCUGUUUUCUCCAAUCAUGGCAGCAUGGACUUUCACCACUCCAAUUGUUGGAAUAUACAGCAUUGUUCGUUACUACCCGGGCAUUUUCAAAGCCAUUUCGCCACAUUAUAUUGUUCAUUUCUUCCUAAGAAAUAAAAAACAAGGAUGGCAGCUGCUUGGUGGGACUGUUCUAUGUAUCACAGGUGCAGAAGCUAUGUUUGCAGAUCUUGGCCACUUCAGCAAAAAAGCUAUUCAGAUAGCAUUUCUAUCCAGCAUAUAUCCUUCUCUGGUCCUCACUUAUGCCGGGCAAACAGCAUACCUUAUUAACAAUGUCAAUGACUUCAGUGAUGGAUUCUACAAAUUUAUCCCUCGGCCAGUUUACUGGCCGAUGUUUGUCAUUGCAACACUAGCAGCAAUUGUUGCAAGCCAGUCCUUAAUAUCGGCAACAUUUUCUGUCAUCAAGCAAUCAGUUGUCCUGGACUACUUUCCACGUGUUAAAGUGGUGCACACAUCACAUCAAAAGGAAGGGGAGGUUUACUCACCAGAAAUUAAUUACAUUCUGAUGGUACUAUGUGUUGGUGUUAUACUAGGCUUUGGAGGUGGAAAGGAGAUAGGGAAUGCUUUUGGUGUUGUUGUCAUCAUGGUUAUGCUCAUAACUACAAUCAUGCUCACUCUUGUGAUGAUCAUCAUAUGGAGAACACCACCUGUUUUUGUCGGGAUGUUUUUCAUUCCAUUCGUCAUUAUGGAAGGGUCCUAUGUCAGUGCCGUUUUCACCAAGAUCCCUGAAGGUGGUUGGCUUCCUUUUGCAGUUUCCAUGAUCCUUGCAUUGAUCAUGUUCGUCUGGUACUAUGGUAGGCAAAGGAAAAUAGAGUACGAAAUGGCGAACAAGAUAACCAUGGAGCGCCUUGGUCAGCUCUUGGCAAUGCCUGAGGUCCAGAGGGUCCCGGGCUUGUGCUUCUUCUACAGCAACAUACAGGACGGGCUAACUCCUAUACUUGGCCAUUACAUCAAGAACAUGAGCUCACUGCAUACAGUCACAAUUUUUGUGACCCUGAGGUACCUGCUGGUUUCCAAAGUUGAUCAACGGGAAAGGGUCCUGAUCAAGAGGCUCGGACCUAGGGGGGUGUACCAGUGCACCGUCCAGUAUGGCUACGCUGACAACCUGAGCCUCAAAGGAGGCGAUGAUCUUGUCGCACAGGUUAUGAGAUGCCUGAAGCGGCACAUUGCGAUGAGCACCGACCGGCGUUCAUCUGUUUCUACGGAGGAAGAGAUCGCUAACCUGGAGGCGGCGAGUUUGGCCGGGGUGGUGCAUGUCCGGGGCAAGAUGAGGUUCUAUGUGGGUGACGAUGCCGGCUGUUUUGACAAGGUCAUGCUCCGAUCCUACGAGUUCUUGCAUAGCAUCUGCAGAUCGGCACUGCCAGCUCUCGGGAUGCCUCUGCAGCAGCGAGUUGAGAUCGGCAUGUUGUACAAGGUUUGAGGCGCUGCAUCAACUGUUUUUUGUAUGAAUCUCAUGAACAUGGUCACUCUCCACAAUAUACCGUCAUGUCGGAAAUGUCAUUUGUGUUGGCCACGCCAUAUUUUUUGCAAGCAAUGACACGGUUGGUGCACAUCUUUUGUAAAGAUUUUUGAACUGACAUUUAGAAGACAAGUGGGCCUGAACUAUUGGAUUAUUUGGCAUCUCAAUUCCUGGUAUAUAAGACAUAAGAGUGAUGGCACGAAAGUUGGGCCAACAAAGCGGGAGAAGGGUACCGUGAAGUCAGCGAAAAGUACCACCAUGUCUCCUGUAAGAAAUUCUGGGAAGGUUUGACCAGUUCAGUAGGAAACCUGUCAAGAACUCAAGAUUUAUUAUGUUUCAUUUAGGAUCUUAUUUUUGUUAGCCAAACUUGAGGCGUAUCAUCUUAUUAUGAAAAAAUGGAAGAGAACAACUUCCCCAGUA